Molecule: messenger RNA, 1008 nt
Organism: Biomphalaria glabrata
Lineage: Eukaryota; Metazoa; Mollusca; Gastropoda; Planorbidae
Product: probable 39S ribosomal protein L24, mitochondrial
Exons: 6
Coding region: 181-909 (242 amino acids)
Biological process (GO): translation
Cellular component (GO): mitochondrion; ribosome
Molecular function (GO): structural constituent of ribosome; RNA binding
Source: RefSeq, a predicted model, not a curated record
UAUUUUUCAUAGAUCUAGAGUAAUCUAGACUAGAUCUAAAAUUUCGAUACAAAUUAUGUUGCUUUCAUUAUUUUUUUUAAAGUUUAGAUGAAUUCUUUGAUGACAGAAAGUUCUAAUGAAAUGUAGAUCUAAAUUUAGACCGUUUAGCCUAGUUUAGUUUAGACUAUUCAUCAAUCAAUCAUGAGGCUAACACUAGUAGUCAGUGGCUACUUUAAAAAAUAUGUUGAGCGUGAAAUAGCUCAGGCAUCUGGAGUAUCUUUUUAUAAGCCUAUUCAGGGCUGGAGGCAUUUAAGAAAGAGAAAAUGGAUUUAUGAUGAAAAUCGCCCAUGGACAGAUGCUGCAAAAGAGGCCAACUUACCAGGAAAACAAUUAACAGAACUUAUUGAACCUAUCCCUGAGUCAGAGUGGAAAAUAUUUAAAGGUGAUAGGGUCCAAAUUCUUAAGGGCAUUGACAAAGGUAAACAAGGAAUUGUGUGUUCAACCAUCAAAGAAAGAAACUGGUGUUAUGUGGAGGGCCUGAAUUGUAUUUAUCAAUGGAUGAAUAAAAACAGCAUCAAUCCUGGAAUGUUAACAAAAAUAGAGAAGCCUCUAUUAGUUACAACGGAAGUAUCAUUGGUAGAUCCUAGUGACUUGCAGCCAACACAAACAGAGUGGAGGUAUGAUGAAGAUGGAAACAGAGUCCGAGUUUCUUUACGGACAGGCAGAGUUAUCCCAAUUAGUAAAAAAGCCUUAGAUCUGACAGAAGAUUUUGUGGACAAAAAUGAUUAUAUAGAGCAAACAUGGGAUACUAAAGAGAAAGAACUGAUCAAAGUCACUUUCAAACCAGUGGUCCUGUCAUUUGAAGAAGAUAUCAUGAAAUCAAUGGGAAUUGUGGAAACAAGAAAGAGAGCACCCAACUUUUAUUAUUAAAAUCAAUGAAAAUUAUUUUGUGUGACUGAUAAAUAUUUUAUUGAAUUGAACGAUUUCAUUGUAUUGAAACUACUGGUCAAAAUAAACAAUGUGACAUGG